UUUACUAAUAAAUGAAAUCAAGCAACAGCUCUAGAUAAAAAUUCACAAACUCUUUAAACUCGUUGUAAUACACUGUUCCAGCGAUGUCGAGAUUGAACAAGGGUUUCGCCCGCCUAAUCAAUCCGGGCGUGGUGCUCAAUCCGGAGCUGAACCAGAAGAUAGUCGCCUUCGAGGCCAUGGCUGCCGAGCGAUCUGACCUGGAUGUCGAAUUGAGCCAAUUGCGCAAGCAGCAGGACGACACCGAGGAUAAUUUGGCCGAGGCUCUGGCCGAGGACGAGUUUCAGUGCAAUUUGAGGGGACAGCAGUUCACAGGUCCCAACGAUGAUGAACUGCAAACAAUCCUCAAGAAUCACCUCGGGGGAAUUAUCGACAAGCUGGCCAAGAAGUAUGAGCGCAUUGUAUACCUAGAUGCUGACAUCCGGAAGCUCAAGGGAACCAUCGAAAAGGCCAUCAUUGUGGCAAAUGAGGAAUCGGCAGCCGCAGCCUCGAUGUGAAGCGAUUUUACCUAUUUUUGCACUUCCAUGUGCAUCUUAAAAAUUUUCGUUCUCUUCCAAGAGUUUGCCAUUCAUAAAUCAAAUGAUAUAUAAUAUAACUGAAAAGCUUUCAUUUAAAAUGAGCUAGAAGAA
Drosophila takahashii is the source of this 626-nucleotide messenger RNA. RefSeq lists its product as uncharacterized. Lineage: Eukaryota; Metazoa; Arthropoda; Insecta; Diptera; Drosophilidae. The record is from RefSeq and is a predicted model, not a curated record.